Messenger RNA from Eimeria mitis, 5613 nucleotides. RefSeq lists its product as uncharacterized. Lineage: Eukaryota; Apicomplexa; Conoidasida; Eucoccidiorida; Eimeriidae. The record is from RefSeq and is a predicted model, not a curated record. Bases 1 to 5613 code for a protein of 1870 amino acids. Gene Ontology annotation, cellular component: nucleus. Gene Ontology annotation, molecular function: transcription cis-regulatory region binding. The transcript is spliced from 3 exons. Gene Ontology annotation, biological process: regulation of transcription by RNA polymerase II.
AUGUGUCUGCGUAUUGGGGGGGGACAAGACUACUACCUCUGCAGCUUUAGGCUGCAGCAGCAGCAGCUGGGGUAUGGGGUGCCGCAGCUGCUGCAGCUGAAGGGUUUUUGUGUAUCGACGGCGAAGCAUCCGCUGCUGGAAAAGUGUAAGAACAUUCCCUCAACAGCAGCAGCAGCAGCAGCAGCUGCUGCUGCUGCUGCUGCUGCUGCAGCAAGGAGAAGCGGAGGCGUAUCCCCGCGUACUGCAGCAGCAGCAGCAAAGCAGUUUGUAGUGCAGCAGCAGCAGCAACAGCAGCAGAACGAGAUGGAGGACCAUCAGCAGCAGCAGGAGGAGUUUGUGUGUGAGGAGGAGAGUGUGUGCGUGCAUGAAGAAGCAGCAGCAGCAGCAGCAGCAGCAGCAGCAGCAGCAGGAGCAGGAGCAGCAGGAGGAAUAACGUCUAGCUGCAGCAGCAAACUGGUAGUUGAAGCUGAGCUUGGUGGCUGCAGCUGGCUGCAGCUGCUGCAGCACAAAGCAGAGGUCUUCGAUACCCCACAGCCAUUCGGAGACAUCUGUCUCCUCCCUGGUGAGGGUGCAGCAGCAGACGCAGGAACGCUCACACCUAUACAGCUGGUGGGGCUGCAGCUGAAGCGGCUGCAGCGGCUGCAGCGGCGUGCUGCUGCAGCAAGGAGACAGCUAGACUUUGUCUUUGAGUUUACCAAUCCCUUUGUCUCCUUUGCUGCUUUCUUUUAUCUUAUUGCUGUCGUCAGCAGCAACACAACAACCUCUCUCCUGCUGCUGCUGCUGCUGCUGCUCCUGCUGCUGCUCCUGCUGCAUCCAAGAGCAGCACAGAACACACUUGCUGCAGCACAGAGAUUCCCGCUGCUGCUGCUGCUGCUGCCGCAACAGGCGCUGCCGCUGCUGCUGUUCAAAUGCCCAGCAGAACAAACUGCUGCUGCUGACGUCGCGAGGCAAACAGCCCUUGCUGCAGCAGCAGCUGCUGCUGCUGCUGCUCCUGGGGGAGCAGCAGGAGCCGCUGCAGCAGCAGCAGAAGCAGCAGCAGAAACAGCGGAGACACUCAAGCACGACCCGUCCCCAUCAGCAGCUGCAAGUGCUGCUGCUGUUGCUGCAGCUCUGCUGAUGCUGCAUCGACACCAGCAUCUGCUGCUGCUGCAGCAACCCGCAGCAGCAGCGGCAGCAGCGGCAGCAACGCACGAGGAAACGUUCAGCACCAACACCCACAGCAGCAGCAGCAGCAGCAGGAGCAGCAGCAACGGCAAACCUCUGCCUGCUGAGGGCAAAGCUGAGGCGCAGCAGCAACUGCAGCAGCAGCAACAGCAGCAGCAGCAGCAGGAGCAGCAAGAGCAGCAGCUGCCUCAGCCUGUUUGUGCCCUGCAGCAGCAGCAGCAGCAGCAGCAGCAGCAACAACAACAAUUGAAACAACAGAGACGGCAGCGAGAGUUGCAAGUAGCACAGCAGCAGCAGCAGCAGCAGCAGCAGCAGCAGCAGCAAGGCCAGGGGCCGCCCCAGCUGCCCCCAUACCGCGCAACCGAACGGCAGCACGGAGCCACCGGAGCAGCAGCAGCUGCAGAUGGAUCUGCUGCAGCAGCUGAAGCAGCAGCAGCAGCAGAUGGAGGAGCAACAGCAGCACAAGCAGCAGUAGCAGCAGCAGCAGCAGCAGCAGCAGCAGCAGAUAGCGACGACAGCACAAGCAGUGCUGCUGCUUUCUCACUCGUUGAAGCACAGUAUAGGGGGUCUGGGGGGACGUUUAGGGGCAGCUGUUUCUUCCGCUUGUCUUCAGAUACGCAGCAGCAGCAGCAGCAGCAGCAGCAGCAGGAGGGGGAGCAGCAGCCGCAGACAGAAGCAGCAGCAGCAGCAGCAGGGUUUGCUGUUGCGGUCACUGAGGAGACAGAUGAACUCGGGUGGACCUAUGGAGAAAGCCUCAGGGGGCCCUGGGGAAAGAGAGAGACAGCCACAACGGAUGUACGCAGGCGCAGGUGGCUGCCGCCACGGACGGUCGUGAGGGGCCGCACCAUGGCGGCCAGCAUGCAGCAGCAGCAGCAGCAGCAGCAGCAGCAGCAGCAACAACAGCAGGAGCUUGCAGGUGGGGCGCUUCCGCGUUCCGGGUGUUUUGAACCAGGUGCAGGUGAGGCCCCCCAGCAGCAGCAGCAGCAAAGGCAGCAGCAGCAGCAGCAGCAGCAGCAGCAGCAGCAGCAGCAACCGCAACACGCGGUCAGGAGGAAGAGCGUGGAUGGUGUUUGCCUGCCUAUCGAGUCUGGCUGCGCCAGGAGCAGAAGCCGCAGCAGCAGCAGGAGCAGCAGCAGCAGCAGGAGCAGCAGCAGCCACCGCAGCAGCAGCAGCAGCAGGAACAAAAAGACAGGUAUAGCAGAGGCAGCAAAACUUGCUUCGACUUGGUUAGGAAAGAAGCUGCGGGCUCACACUGCGCAGCGGAUCCGUGGGGUUGUCUUGCAGCAGCAGCAGCAGCAGCAGCAGCAGCAGCAGCAGCAACAGCAACAGCAGCAACAGCAGCGACAGGAGCAGCUGCUGCUGCAGCAGCAGCUGCUGCAGCAGCAACCGCAGCAACCGCCAACCGGAUGGAGUCUUCCUGCAUGCGUUGAAGAUGACUACUUCUCCGCAGCAAGCACAGCAGCACAAUGUGCUGCUACAGCAGCAGCAGCAGCAGCAGCAACAGCAGCAACAGCAGCAAAGGGAGCAGAAGUACCCGUCCUUAUGCACAGCUGCAGUGAGGGCAGCAGGGAUUGGUUGGAGCCGCAGCAGCCUGCUGCCACAUCUGCUGCUGCUGCUGCUGCUGCUGCUGAUUCUCUCUCCGGGGCGGGCUCAGCAACCUGCGCUGCAGCAGCAACCGAAGCAGCAGCAGCUUUAGCGGCAGAAUCCGUAGCUACUGCUGCUGCUGCUGCCGCUGCUGCUGCUGCAGCGAAAGAAGAUGUGGCAGAUGCUGCAAUGGAGGAGGCUUCUGCUGCUGCACCCCAUAGGACAAAACCCAGGACACAAACAGCAGCAGCAGCAGGAGCAGCAGCAGCAGCAGCAGCGCCUGCUGCAGCAACAGAAGCAGAUGCUCCUGCUGCUGCAACGGGAGACACGCGUCCGCAAACAGUAAAGACAGAGAAAGGAGCAGAAGCUGAAGAGACAGCAGCAGCAGCAGCAGCAGCAGCAGCAGCAGCACUGCAACAGGCAGAAACCACGCUAAGAGGAGCUCAUGCUGCUGCAGCAGCAGAUGCAGCAGCAGCAGAGGAAGAGCGGAAAACAGCAAAUGAGGCAACAGCAACAGAAGCAGCAGCAGCAACAGCAACAACAGCAACAGCAACAGCAGCAACACCAGCAGCAGCAAAUGGAAGACAGCAACAGACCGAAAGCGAGCAGGGGCUUGCCCCUUGUGCUGCACCUUCAGCAGCAGAAGGAGCAGCAGCAGCAGCACCUGCAGCAGCAAACGCAACAGCAGCAGCAGCAGACGUCGAGGCGACGACUCCAGAAGCUGCAGCAGCAGAAGCAGCAGCAGCAGAACCAGCAGCUUCCCCUGCAUCCGGCAGCAGCAUUGAUGCUGAUUCGCUUGCUGCAGCAGCAGCUAGAGCAGCAAUGCCCUCAACAGCAGCAGCACCUCCUACUCCUCCUGCUCCUGUUGCUGCUGCUGCUGCUGCUGCCCCUCCUGCUGCUGCUGCUGCUGCUGCUGCAGACGGCAGCAGCGGGGGCGGGCUGCGGGGCUUUUGGUUUGAGCUGCUGGGGGUCCCCGACAUGAAGGGGCCCUUCGCCGCUCCCUCCAUUGCAGAGCAGCAGCAGCAGCAGCAGCAGCAGCAGCAUGAGCAGCAGCAGCAGACACAACAUCAACAACGGCAGCAGCAGCAACAGCAGCAGAAAAAACAGACAACGGGGCGGAGACUGUCUUUCGCUUUUUACCGAGAUGGAAAGCUUGAGCAGCAGCAGCAGCAGCAGCAACAGCAGCAACAGCAGCAACAGCAGCAGCAGCAACAGCAGCAGGCAGAGCUGGACGUGCAUCCUCUGCAGCAGAUAAACCCAGCUGCUGCUGCCUUGGUUGUGCUGCAGCGAGAGCAGCAGCACCUGACACCGCAGCAGCUGCAGCAGCAGCAAACCGAGCAAGCCGUGUGCCGUCUCCAUCGUGCUGAAGAGGCUCUCUGGCUCCAGCAGCAGCAGCAGCAGCAGCAGCAGCAGCAGCAGCAGCAGCAGCAGCAGAAGCGGCGGUGGUGGUGCUGGUCCCCCCGCAGGCUGCCCCUUUGGGUCGUUCCCCCCCCUGUCUCCUUCUGCGCUCUCUGUGGGGGCGAUCUAUCCUCACGGGCAAUCAGAGAAGCAGCAGCAGCAGCAGCAGCAGCAACAGCAGCAGCAGCAGCAGCAGCAGCAGUAGAGGCAGAGGAAGACAAUGCUUCGGUCCGACCGGCACUUCUCCAUGGGUCCCUCAGCAGCACGCUUGAUGCUGCUGCUGCUGCUGCAGCAUCAGCAAAAACCACCAGCAUACCUUCCGCCGCCUCGCUGCUGCAGCAGCUGCUGCAGAGCCGUUGCUCUGCAUCUGCUUCAGGUGUACAGACAGCUGCUGCUGCUGCUGCUGCUGCUGCUGCCAACUACCCCACGACUGUGUGUGCUGCCUGCUACAUUCGGGUUCUUAGGGGGCGUGCAGCAGCAGAAGCAGCAGCAGCAGCGGCUGCUGCUGCAGCUGCUGCUGCUGCUGCCAAUGCAGCUCGAAUUCAUCGCCUCACAGGAGGCCGCAUCCACUCUCUACGUUGCUCAGCCCCAUCAGCAGCAGCAGCAGCAGCAGCUGCUGCUGCUGCUGCUGCAGGAAAGAGCGCGAUUGCGGGGGAGACGGCUGCAAGCGCAGCAGCAGCAGCAGCAGCAGCAGCAGAAGGGUGUGAGAUGCAGCAUUCGCGCGACAGCAGCGUGCACAGCAGGAGCAGCAGUAAGAAGAAGGUUGGCAGCAGCAGCAGCAGCAGCAGCAACAGCAGCAGCAGCAGCAGCAGCAGCAGCUUGGAUGUAUUUGCAACUUAUAGAGAACUGAGAGGAGCAGCAGAGAGACUGCUAGACUGUGUGUGGCGUGCUGUCUCCUUUCUUGAGCGUGUUAUGAAUCUCUUUUGCUGGGGGAAUGAGGCGGUGACACGGCUGCUGCUGCUGCUGCUGCUGCUGCUGCUCCCCGUGCUGCUGCUGCUGCCCCUCAGCCUAUUGGGGGGACUCUUUGUCUUUGAUCUCUUCUAUACUGGCCUCAAGAGAGGCAUAUGGAAGCGUCAUGCUGCUGCUGCGCUGCAGCAGCACCUAGCAGCAGCACUUGCUGCUGCAGCAGGUGGCCCUACAACCUUCUGGUGCUUUAAGGUGCGACAGCAGCAGCAACAGCAGCAGCAGCAGCUGCUGCUGCUGCAGGCGCAACAAUCACCGCUGCAGCAGCUGCAGCAGCGGCAAUGGAAGCAGCUGCAGCAGGAGCUGCUGCAGCGCACUGGGGUGUAUGUACCGCUGCAUGUGUUUGACGCUAGUUAUAGUGAUGAAACCCUUAUAGAAGAAAUAAGGAGACUGUCUCCUUUUGCUUCUCCUCUCGUACACCCCCAUCCUUGGUGGCUGCUGGGGCUGCUGCAGCACGCCCCCACAAACGUCACACAUGAUGCAGCAGAGCAGGUGCUACUCUAG